Molecule: messenger RNA, 1826 nt
Organism: Ipomoea nil (Japanese morning glory)
Lineage: Eukaryota; Viridiplantae; Streptophyta; Magnoliopsida; Solanales; Convolvulaceae
Product: glucomannan 4-beta-mannosyltransferase 9-like
Exons: 9
Coding region: 149-1738 (529 amino acids)
Cellular component (GO): Golgi apparatus
Molecular function (GO): mannan synthase activity
Source: RefSeq, a predicted model, not a curated record
AAGCAAAAGACAAUAGUGUUUCUCUCUUUCUCUUCAUCCUCCCAUUAUUCCUCCCCCUUAUCUCUCCUGUCCUGUGCUCUCUCUCUCUCUCUCUUUACUGAGUUAAAACUUGUCGCCAUAUAUAGUCUCUCCCCUACUGACGCCGACGAUGAAUCUCGCCGGAGCGUUUUCCGGCGCCGGGGGGCAUGUUUCUGAGCAAUUGGUGCUGAUAUGGCGUCAGAUUAAAGCCUUGAAAGUGCCAGUGGUGGCUCCAAUUCUUAACGUUGCUGUGUAUGUGUGCAUGUCGAUGACGCUUUUGCUGUUCGUGGAGUGGGUUUAUAUGGGGGUGGUGAUAGGCGUGGUGAAGAUGUUUAGCAGGACGCCGGAGAAGCGGUUCAAAUGGGAGCCAUUGGAGGAGGAUGCGGAGCUCGGGAAUGGUUCUUUCCCCAUGGUUCUUGUUCAAAUCCCCAUGUAUAAUGAGAGAGAGGUGUAUAAGCUUUCAAUUGGAGCAGUAUGUGGACUUUCUUGGCCUUCCGACCGAAUCAUAGUCCAAGUUCUUGAUGAUUCAACAGAUCCCACUAUUAAGGAAAUGGUGGAAAUGGAGUGCCAAAAAUGGGCAAGCAAUGGAAUAGACAUAAAGUAUGAGAUUAGAGGCAACAGAAAUGGGUACAAGGCAGGGGCAUUGAGUGAAGGGAUGAAGCGUUCUUAUGUGAGGGAAUGUGAUUAUGUUGUCGUCUUCGAUGCCGAUUUUCAACCCGAACCUGAUUUCCUCCACCGCACCAUUCCUUUUUUAGUCCAUAACCCCGACCUCGCCCUUGUCCAGGCUCGUUGGAAAUUCGUGAAUGUUGAUGAAUGCUUGAUGACAAGAAUGCAACAAAUGUCUUUGGAUUUCCAUUUCGCAGUAGAGCAAGAAGUUGGGUCUUGGGCCUAUGCCUUUUUCUCCUUCAAUGGGACUGCAGGUGUUUGGAGAAUUUCUGCAAUUGAUGAGGCUGGUGGAUGGAAUCAUCGGACAACCGUUGAGGAUAUGGACUUGGCUGUUCGAGCUAGUCUCAAGGGCUGGAAAUUUUUAUACCUUGAUUCUCUAAGGGUGAAAAGUGAAUUACCUAGUACAUUUAAGGCACUGCGGUAUCAACAACACAGAUGGUCAUGUGGCCCUGCAAAUCUGUUUAGAAAAGUGUUUAUGGAGAUAGUGAGAAACAAGAACGUAAAUUUGUUGAAGAAGAUUAACAUAGUAUACAGCUUCUUCUUUGUUAGAAAGGUGAUAUGCCAUGUUGGAACUUUCGUGUUUUACUGUGUAGUGUUGCCUACAACUUGUCUGGUCCCGGAGGUUGAUGUUCCAAAAUGGGGAGCUAUUUAUAUUCCUUUCAUCGUCACCCUUAUCAAUAGUGUUGGAACUCCAAGGUCAUUUCACUUGUUGUCGUUUUGGAUCCUCUUUGAGAACGUUAUGGCCACACACCGUGCUAAAGGUACCUUUAUCGGGUUGUUGGAGGUAGGCAGAGUGAAUGAAUGGGUUGUCACUGAGAAAUUAGGAGAAGCUCCAAAGUUGAAAUCAACAAAGGAAACUUAUAGAAAACCUCGUUCCAAGAUUGUAGAAAGAAUGUACAUUUUAGAGAUAGUUAUUGGUGCAUAUCUCUUAUUUUGUGGAAGCUAUGAUCUCUUCCUUGGGAAAAGACAAUAUUGUUGGUACAUCAUACUUCAAUCGAUUGCUUUCUUUAUAGCCGGAUUCGGAUACAUUGGCACAUACCUACCUACAUCCUAGCAACAACACAUUACAAGAAGAAUUCAAGUAGACAUGAUUUCUAACAAAUUUAUACGUUUUGUAUUCACUACCGAAGUAAAAUAGAUUC